UGAACCCUUCCCGUCCAGCGGUGGAGUCCUUCCAGACUGAAUCAGUGGGAGCCUUGGGGAGGAGAGAGGGGGAUCCCAGGAGGAACUCGCGGUAGUGAUAGGGUUUGGCUAUAUCAGCCUUGCCAUGGCUAUGGGGAGCAACUGAGACUUCCGGAGUCAGUCGUCUUGGUGUUGAGACAUUCAUCAGGCAUUCUACAACAGUUCUCCAAAGUGGCUGGGACCUACUAGAGCCUGAGGCCACACACGCCCAGCUGCCUUUCCUGCCUUCCUGAUUCUUGGCCAAGUCAAGAGCCGGUUCACAAGUGUCAUUUACACACCAGUUAACAACCAAGCUUCAGAGGUUUUCUCAAGGAGUUGCUGCCUUUCCCCGGGGCCGGCAGAAGUAACAUCUAUAAUUGAUGUCCAAGAUUCUGAGAACAUAAACCCUGGUUGCUGUCUUCCCAUGAGAUGGAGUCUGCUGCCACAGCUCAUUGAGGGUUCUUUCCCUUAGCAUCCUGGGCUGGGAAGUAGGACUUCAGACAGAGAAGAUGCUGAGCUCUAUCAAAUGCGUGUUGGUAGGGGACAGUGCCGUGGGGAAGACCUCGCUACUGGUACGCUUCACCUCCGAGACCUUCCCGGAGGCUUACAAGCCCACGGUGUAUGAGAAUACUGGCGUGGAUGUCUUCAUGGACGGCAUCCAGAUCAGCCUGGGCCUCUGGGACACUGCGGGCAACGACGCCUUCAGAAGCAUCCGCCCCCUGUCCUACCAGCAGGCAGAUGUGGUACUCAUGUGUUACUCUGUGGCCAAUCACAGCUCAUUCCUGAAUCUGAAGAACAAAUGGAUUAGUGAGAUCAGGAGCAAUCUACCCUGCACCCCAGUGUUGGUUGUGGCCACACAGACUGACCAGAGAGAGUCAGGACCCCACAGGGCCUCCUGCAUCAAUGCCAUAGAAGGGAAGAGACUUGCCCAGGAUGUGCGAGCCAAGGGCUACCUGGAGUGCUCAGCCCUUAGCAACCGGGGAGUACAGCAGGUAUUUGAAUGUGCAGUCCGGACGGCUGUCAACCAGGCCAGGAGACGAAACAGAAGGAAGUUCUUCUCCAUCAAUGAGUGCAAGAUCUUCUAAACCCCAAGGUCCUGCGCCCAAUAUUCACGAACAUACCUCAGAGACUAAUGGGAGAGUGGAAGGCGGCAAGCAAGGGGCUGAUGCUCUUUCUCGGCACAUUUGAACAGCCUUUCUUUCUGGAUAGAGUUACCGGGGAGGUCGGGCCCUGCUGCCUCCACUAACUGUGCUCUACAGAUACAUUCUUUGCCCAGCACAGCCCAAGAGAUUCCUUGGGAAGCUUUAUGAAUAGUCCAUCUUCAAUAAAAAACUAAAACAAGCAUCCUAACUUAGACAAUGGAGUGAAUUUCCCAAGUAUGCCAUAUUUAAACUCACAUUUUUAUUUAAAUAAUAAUCAACUCUACAGCUUUUGUUUUCAUGCUUGGGAAGUCUUUGAAAAGGCAAGCUGCUGAAUGAGGGGAAUAACUUUGUGGGGCUCAACCAUAUGUCUGUAGUGCUACUAUUUUCUCCUGAAUCUAAUUUGGUUGAAACGCCUUGCGUGCUGUGUUUCUCUGGAUAACCACACUUUCAAAUGACCAUAAAUCUGUCCCUGCAACUCGUUUUUCAUUUCCCUAUUACUCAGAGUUGUGUAUAAAAUACAGCUUCAGGCUGUAAGGUAUUUUAACACCACCAAAUGAAAUUGAACAGUUAUUAGGUUUUCUAUGUAAAUACAAAAAAAAAUUCUUAUUUACGAUAUUACCUGUCACUCAGAGAGCUCCAAUAACACACCAAGUAUUCCUUUCUCACUCAGUAAGACAGAGAAGAAAAACAAAA
Messenger RNA from Microtus oregoni (creeping vole), 1853 nucleotides. It is a transcript of the gene Rhoh, whose product is annotated as ras homolog family member H. Lineage: Eukaryota; Metazoa; Chordata; Mammalia; Rodentia; Cricetidae. The record is from RefSeq and is a predicted model, not a curated record. Bases 528 to 1103 code for a protein of 191 amino acids. Gene Ontology annotation, molecular function: GTP binding; GTPase activity. Gene Ontology annotation, biological process: small GTPase-mediated signal transduction. The transcript has 3 exons.